This is a messenger RNA of Spea bombifrons (plains spadefoot toad), 1527 nucleotides long. RefSeq lists its product as uncharacterized. The transcript has 13 exons. The record is from RefSeq and is a predicted model, not a curated record. Lineage: Eukaryota; Metazoa; Chordata; Amphibia; Anura; Pelobatidae. Bases 304 to 999 code for a protein of 231 amino acids.
CGGCGAUCAGUAAGAGACGACAGCAGAGAACGUGAGAAGAGUGUAGGGUUAGAGGGAAGAAGAGAGGGAGGAGUGCGAGAAAAGUGAUGAAGAAAUUAGAGUUGGGGAUAGAGAGAGUGAGGGCAAGACGAUGAGACGGAGAGAGGGGUAAGGAGGGUAUAAGGGAAAUCAAAGACGAAAGGUAAGGUUAGGAAAGGACAGCAAGAAAAAAGAUUAAAGGAAUUGGCCCAGAAGCACGGGGAGGAAUAAACAGGGAGAGAAGAGGAACGGAGAGGAGAAGACAACAAGGCUCAUGAGGCUGGGAUGAGAAGUGGAGGAAAGACGGCGAGAAUGUCUAAAAUGUCUCUGGAGCAGAAGAUGGCUCUCAGUGGAGUUGGUUAUACGAUCCUGGCCUUGGGUGGACUUUCCUUCGUCGCGUUCCUUCUGUACUGCGUCAGCUGCUGUCACCGAAAGGCAGCGCUCUCCGUAACCCACCGACCCGCUCCUCGGAGUCCAGAGACCUCCCCGCGCUAUGAGAGUGGUCCGUUUCCAUCCGCCGCCAACCAGCAGAUACCAGAAAGACAUGAUGAAGAGUCCGACGAAGAUUUCGAAGACGUUUUCCCCCAAUUUCACGGAGCCGCGUCGGCCGCAAGAACACAAAACCCCUCGUCCGCGUGCGGGCGAAAUUCUACAAAACAAGACAUUUCCAUGCCGGAUACCAAUAGCCAAGACACGUACAUUAAUCUAAGCCAGGACUACGUGAACGUCAACGUCUCUACAAACGCCCCGGCAAGAAAGGAGCACACAUACCUAGAAGUUAUUCCAUCGGAAGAUGAUGUGAAUGAGACUGAGGUGACCACGGCGGGCGAUGCUCCAGGGGAGGCGCCGCGGGGAAGCCUGGAUAGCUGUGCGGAGAAAUCGCUGCCGUUCAGCCACUGCUCGUCAUACGAGAAUAUCACCACGUGCAGGUCCCCUCCGUUCGGCGACUCGAAUCCCGACUACGUGAACGUUAUCACAUGAGCAGCGUUAUCACACAGGAGGAGCGUGAGCUCUGCGGCACGCGGACAGGACGGCACACGCGGACACACGUGGCCAAGAAUUCCAGUGUUUUACGGGCUCAAAAAUAACAAUUUAACCCAUUAGACUGUUUGGGACAAAGUUACAUUUUUUUUGUUUUGAAAUCCAUUUGUUUUUAGAUAUCGUUUUUUUACCCAAUGAGCUUCACCACACAACGUCACGCACGCUGCCGGACACGCAACGUCAUGCACGCUGCCGGACACGCAACGUCAUGCACGCUGCCGGACACGCAACGUCAUGCACGCUGCCGGACACGCAACGUCAUGCACGCUGCCGAGCGACACACGUACUGUUACACACGCUGCCGGACACGCAACGUCACGCACACUGCCGGACACACAACGUCACGCACACCGCCGAGCGACACACAUGUAGCGAGACACGUUUUUGAUUAAAAGUCAGAAUGUCGAAUAUUUAAUUAUAUUUCUAAACACUUUCUCCAAAACCAAUCGAUUUUUAACAAGUCUCGAU